Molecule: messenger RNA, 1626 nt
Organism: Penicillium diatomitis
Lineage: Eukaryota; Fungi; Ascomycota; Eurotiomycetes; Eurotiales; Aspergillaceae
Product: glycoside hydrolase family 72 protein
Exons: 1
Coding region: 1-1626 (541 amino acids)
Biological process (GO): fungal-type cell wall (1->3)-beta-D-glucan biosynthetic process
Cellular component (GO): fungal-type cell wall; cytoplasm
Molecular function (GO): 1,3-beta-glucanosyltransferase activity
Source: RefSeq, a predicted model, not a curated record
AUGAAGUUCUCCGCACUUGCCGGCUUGUCCCUCGCGGGUGCAGCCGCGGCUGCCAAUAUUCCUGCCAUCGAGAUCAAGGGCAAGAAGUUCUUCUAUUCCAACAAUGGUACUGAAUUCUUCAUUCGCGGUAUUGCCUACCAGGCCGACUACUCGAGCACCUCCUCGGGCGGCAACAGCAGCUCCAGUGUCAACUACGUCGACCCUUUGGCCGACAUUAAGACCUGCAAGCGUGAUAUUCCCUACUUGACUGCCCUUCGUACCAACGUCGUCCGCACCUACGCUGUCGACCCGGAGGCGAACCACGAUGAGUGCAUGUCCGCCCUGGCCGAUGCCGGCAUCUAUGUCAUCUCGGAUCUCUCUGCGCCUUCCGAGUCUAUUGUGUCCAAUGACCCCAAGUGGGAUGCGGACCUGUUCACUCGCUACUCCAAGGUCGUCGAUGCCUUCGCCAAAUACGACAACGUCAUCGGUUUCUUCGCCGGUAACGAAGUCGCCAACGAGGUCAACAACACGGCUUCCAUGGCCUACGUCAAGGCCGCCGUCCGUGACAUGAAGAGCUACAUCAAGACCAAGAAUUACCGCAGCUCGCUCGCCAUUGGCUAUGCCACGGAUGAUGACCAGACCGUCCGUGAGCAGAUCUCCAACUACCUCGUCUGCGACACCAGCGAUGAUUCGAUCGACUUCUUCGGUUACAACAUUUAUGAGUGGUGCGGUGAUUCCAGCUACUCGACCUCCGGCUACAAGGACCGCACCGACGAGUUUAAGGACUAUCCUGUUCCCGCUUUCUUCUCCGAGUAUGGCUGCAACCAGCCUUCUCCUCGCAAGUUCACUGAUGUGCCUGUUCUCUACGGCCCCGACAUGAACGAUGUUUGGGCUGGCGGCAUUGUCUACAUGUACUUUGAGACGGACAACCACUUCGGCCUGGUCUCUGCUGAUGGCGACAAGAUCAAGACUCUGGCGGACUACUCCAACCUGUCUAGCCAGAUGAAGAAGGCUACCCCCACUGGUGUCAAUAGUGCCAGCUACGCCGCCACCACCACCGUUGGUCGUAGCUGCCCCACUGUUGAUUCGACCUACUGGUUGGCUGCCAGUGCUCUGCCUCCCUCGCCUAACGCGGAUCUUUGUGCCUGCAUGUACAACGAGCUGGAGUGUGUUCCUGUUGACGGGAUCUCCACCAAGCAGAUGACCAACACCUUCAACUUCCUGGGUGGUGUUCCCGGUGUGAUGGACGGCGUCUCUCACAACGCCACCACCGGCAAGUACGGCGGUUACUCCAUGUGCAACACCAAGCAGCGUCUGGCGUGGGCGAUGAACCGCUACUACCAGAAGAACGGCAAGUCGUCGGAUGCCUGUGGAUUCAAGGGUGCGGCCACCGUGACCAGCACCACCAAGGCCUCUUCUUGCUCCGCCCAGUCCUCUGCCAUGAGUGCCAUUGGCACUGCUGGCCGUAACAACGUCAGCGGAGGCCCGGCUGCUGCCUCUGGCACUGCCACUGGCGGUUCUACUUCCACCUCCCAGGGCGCUGGCGCCGCUACCUUUGGUCCCCAGGCUGUCUUCGUUGGCUCGUGGCAGACCGGUGCUUAUGCCGUUGCCGCGGUUGCCUCUGGUCUGUUCAUGCUCAUGCUGUAA